CAAGAUUCUCUUGCACGCGAAGCAUCUCUUCACAGGUUAACUUGUCACUCGAUGUUGAGCGUUGUCGUUCGUCGGACGUUGGUCUGUCGCUGGUGUCGCGAGUUGUCUUUCUGUUUUCUUCUGUUUAAUUUUUAUUUCCGUUCGUCCGAGCCGAAUUGGUGUUUUCUGAAAUACCCAAUCGCGAGUGUGGCCUGCAUUGUGCAAACUUAAUUUCGGGCGAAAAGUCGCAAAUCGUCCGCCCAGCCGGGGAUAGUUUUCAAACGGCCGAGCGAGUCCUCACGGCAGCCGCGUGUGGUUGUGUUUCCGCGGGCCCGGGCAACGAGUGCGCUAGUGUGCGCGGCUGAUUGGUGGCUUUUCACUUUGUCGUGGGCUUCCAUGCCGUCAUUGUCGCCGACUUUGUUUUCUUCUAACGGCUCGCCGUGACCACUGGCUUGGCCGCGGCCCGUACCUGCCCGGCUGCAUGCCAACUUCAGGAAUUUCGCUGUCAAGAAUUUUCCGGGACCCGCAGUUGCGCUGGAUCGCGGCGGAGUGGAUGUGUGACGGAAUUUUCAUUGUUUUUCCCUCGAACGUUGGCAGAGUGGUCGUUGCCUUGCCGAAUUCCGCCCAACCGAGGGACGCGAGUGCAGUUUUCACCUGAAAUUCUUCUGCUGUUUCCCAAACAAAUCGUGAAUUGGAUUCUUCUGUUGACGGAGUGAGUGUGCGAGCGAGGUACGGAUACAAGCAAAGUGCUGUGUGGGUGUCGAGUGACCGCUGACGGAGCGAGCGAUUUCUUUGACGACUGAAGCGAUCACUGUGAAAAGUUCAAAAGAAAACAACAAGCCCCAGUUCCUCCUGCCCGAGGUGUUGCUAGAGGAAAACGUUGCGCGAGUUAGACCCCCAAAAGUGCGGAUUAACGAUAGGAUCCGUUGGGUGUUCGGAUAAUCCCUCAAAGUGAUGCCAUCAGGUGGUUGAUCCGCUUUCGACACUGCCUGCGUCCUCAACGGGCAAAUCUGGAUUUAUUUUGCGUUCCGGUCAACAAGCAGCGCCUGCCUUCUGUGGAUUCGGAUCAAGGAAAUGUAAGUGAAUUUUGCAAUUGCUCAAUUACCCAGGGCCGCCUGCAUAUAAACUUGCGCUGUCCAGGGCUCGUGACUCAUAGCUACGUUAGUGAAUGUUAACUUACCGUUCGAACCCACCAAGAUAAGACUAUGCACGAAAAAAGAGGACAUUGACAAUGGGAUGAUUGGUGUUGAACGCGAUUGUGGUAUCGGGGCACCACAGCCAAGAUCCAUUACCAGUCAAAAUGAACUUUCCUCAUGUAUGAUGUCUACUUCGAUUACAUCGUCAUCAAACCCUCCGUCGAUCAAUUCCAACCACCAUCAGCCGUUGACCGGCCACAGACCACGAUCUGGAUCUGCUCGGGAACAAACAUUACAAGCUGUUGAAUACUACAACAGCAAUGUUCUGAAAGCACGAGUUGGGGCAGGAUUGUCUGCACCGCGAAACUCAGCCCAUGAACGACACUAUACAAGUCGCCCGACAAGUGCAGGCGGUACCAACGGCAACGGUAUUUCCACGCAAUGCAACGGAAAUCAACGACUCUAUGUCUAUCCAGAGCAUCUAUACAGGAGCAGUUCUAGUUUGGAGUUGCAACAUGAUCAGCACUCUAAUCGGCAACACGAUGCGAACGGAGGAGGCAGCAAUGGUGAGGCAGUGAAAUCGACGAGUGGCAGUGGGGGCAAUGGCACCUUAAGACGGGAGUAUGGGAGUCAUGGAUCUCUUGAUGUUAUAUCACCCUCAGCUACUUCGGCAACCACUAGCGAAAGUUUCUUUGCAAUGUUGCAAGACUAUCGGCCAGCAGUUCUCGGAGUUAUAGGAACAGACCAAAGAUCGCCGGGUCCGGCUGAAUUUCUUAAGGGAAAAUUAUUGGAUCAUCACCAGACAACGGCAGCAGGGUUAUUGCCGAAUACAAAACCGAAUGGAGAGUUAAGUUUACACCAAAGCAACAGUGACGAACAGAAUAAUUUGGAUCGGCCGACAAGUCCAAAGUUUCGAACAAAGUUACACCGACUUUGGGGUCCUGGAUCGGGAAAUGCUCCAAAAACCAAUAAUCAACCAAAUAAACCACCAGCUUUGACUUCUCCCACAGAAGAGCGUCUUCUCAUGAGCACAUAUUUAAGCGUAUCGUCAAACAUUUUAACAUCAAGCAUUCCAAACGUCAGCAGCACGAGUAUGGCUUCACACAGCGCUUCAACAAAUUCAGCAGACAUUGAAGAAAGACAAAGGAGACGCGCUUUUGCCCACUAUGAUUGCCAAAGUCUCACAGCCAACCUGGGCUAUGCAGCUAAAUUGAGAGGUCUUCUUCUGGCACGUAGGCGAAAUACAACCACCGGGGCCUCAGCGGCCUCAAUGAUGACCGCCCGCUCAGCUACACCUGAUGCUGAUAGUGGAGACGAAGACUUCGGAGAUGGACAAGCUAAUGAGUUACUUGAAAAUUGUCCAUACUUUCGAAAUGAAAUUGGGGGAGAGGAGGAGCGCGAGGUCAGUUUGACUCGAAUCCACAGUUCUUCAAUGAAAGCGGGCCAGCAACGAAGAGCUAUUCACAGGCCAACCCUAGCGUGCGGUGUUUCAAUUUUGGAGAGUUUACCUAAUGAGAGCUUGUGGAAGCAAACGUGCCCCUACCAGAAAGGACCGCGGGCAAUCGAAACUGUAGAUCAUGGAGCGCGUUACUACCGACAGUAUUUUCAUGGCGAAGACCACCAGAAUUGGUUUGGAAUGGACGAACAACUGGGGCCGGUUGCCAUUUCGGUUAAACGGGAGAAACUCCACGAAAGUGUGGAUAACACUUCCUCUCAUUAUCAAUAUCGUUUGAUUAUUAGAACUUCGGAACUCCUGACGUUGCGAGGCUCCAUUAUUGAAGAUUCAAUUCCAAAUCCCCGAGGCGUUGGCAAGCCUGUCACUACCAAAGAUGUUUUAGAAUAUGUUGCACCUGAAGUUCAGCUGAAUUGCCUACGUUUGGGUGUGAAUACGCCACAGUGUGAGCAACAAUUGAUGAAGUUAGACGAGCAAGGACUAACGAAUAAGUACAAAGUAGGAAUACUAUACUGUAAAGCAGGUCAAUCAUCCGAAGAGGAUAUGUACAACAACGAAGAAGCAGGGCCGGAGUUCAUUGAAUUUCUGAACACCAUAGGAAAGCGAGUCCGACUUAAAGGCUUCGAAAACUAUCGCGGCGGAUUGGAUAAUAAAACGGAUUCAACUGGAACACAUUCUUUAUACGCCACGUACCAAGACUGUGAAAUAAUGUUCCACGUCUCGACGAUGCUCCCCUUUACGCCCAACAAUCGACAACAAUUGCUUAGAAAGCGACACAUUGGGAAUGACAUAGUGACGAUUGUUUUCCAAGAACCAGGUGCACGACCAUUCACACCGAAGAACAUAAGGAGCCAGUUUCAGCAUGUGUUCAUCAUAAUUCAAGCCGUGAAACCUUUAACGGAAUCUACUUGUUAUAGGAUCGCUGUUUCACGAUCAAAAGAUGUUCCUGUGUUUGGACCUCCAAUACCAGCCGGGGCGACCUUCCCUCGUGGAAAACAGUUCGUUGAUCUGCUUUUAGCGAAAAUUAUAAAUGCGGAAAACGCCGCCCAUCGUUCAGAGAAAUUCGCUACAAUGGCAACCCGAACUCGUCAGGAGUAUUUAAAAGAUCUGACUAGCAACUAUUGCACCACGACGCUUGUCGAAACGGGCGCAAAGUUUUCUAUUUUUCCCAGUAAAAAGAAGGAGAAGGCUAAGCCCCGAUUUUCCGGAGAUGCCGUACAACGUGCGGCUUUCUGUUGGCAAGUCGUACUGCAAGACAGUGGUCUCUCGACGGCCGUCGACUGUUUCUUGGGUAUCUCGGCAGAUACUUUCGUCCUCAUUGAAGAAUGUAGCAGGCAAAUUGUGUUCGUGACUCCUACAAAAGCAGUUCUUGGGUGGUCAACAUCUGGUAAUUCGCUACGGAUUUAUCACCAUCAAGGAGAAUGUGUAACGAUUAACAUGAGAGAUUGCGGAGAGCGAGAUGAGCAAUUAGAAGUGAUUGAAAGGCUGAGAUCGGUGACGCCCGGGUGUGGUGCACUGGAAUUGAAUCUUCGGAGGAAUCCAAUGGGGCAGUUGGGGUUUCACGUGCAACCGGACGGAGUGGUGACGCAAGUAGAAACGUCCGGACAGGCUUGGGCAGCGGGGUUGCGACAAGGCUACCGAUUGGUUGAAAUAUGCAAAAUCGCAGUAGCCACUCUGUCACAUGACCAAAUGGUCGACUUGCUUAAGACUUCAGCUCAAGUAACCGUUACCGUAAUCGAGUCGUUUGCAGAUUUCACACCCCGCCGUGGGUGUUUCACACAGAAUUGCAAAUUCAAUGUCAUGAAUUAUGAAACUGAUUAUGAAAGUAAUAUUCCCAGCACAGAAGCACCAAUUGCAGUGAAAAGUUCAAAAAAAUCUUCAAAUGCGCAGCUACAACAACCUUCGGCUAAUCACCGGCGAAGGUACGAGAGGAAUUUCUCCCCACCCAGGUCAAGUAACAGUUCUGGCUAUGGGACCGGAAGCAGCUCCCGUUCAUUCAGUGUACCAAACGAGCAUAUACGACAAUUUACUGAUAUGGGCACAUUAACGAGCUCGUCUUCAGGACAUUCCUCGAACGACGAUCGCUGGUAUGAUAUCCUUGAAAAUGUAGUUGAUCAACACCCACAUCAUCAGUCCCAGCAACAGCAACCGGCGCAUCAUCCGCAACAACACCAUAUCAAUAGUAAUGCUGGCGGCCACCCAAAAUUGCUUGAAUCAGCCUCGCUACCAUUGAUGUCUGGCACACCACGUCCACUUUCAAUACACGACCCGACCAAAGUAUCGCUGACUAUCAACGAGCACAACCGGCCUGCUCCUCGAAUGGCCAAUGUUGAGUACUUGAUCACUAAGGCUCCUUCAACCCAAAUUCAUAAAUCAGUCGGAGAGGCAGAGCAUAUGCUGAAAAGUUUAAGUAUGUCAACGAACAAUGGCAACGAUACUGACACGAAUUCCAUCAAUCAUGAGCCGAUAUACAACAAAAGCAUAUCGACAGACGAUGAAAUCGCAACGGAUAUAUCACCACGUCUCCGAAGGUCUGUUACUUCCUCUAACAUUCAAAAAUUGAAGAGCGGAAGCGGCACUGUUUCUUCAUCUAAUUCGUCGAGCCGAAACAACAGUCCUCGACCUCACAGUGAAGCUUUGUCGACAUCUGUGGCAGCAAAACUCCGCCCAGGAGUCACUCAACGCAACCAUGCCCAUUUGCUUCAGAGAAAUAGCGUUAAUUAUGCGGGGAGCACUCUCCAGGAGGAUCUUAUGAAGCUUAUCAACCCUGAUUAUAUGACAGUCGACGAUAAUUUCAUUAACGGAAAUCACAUAAAAAACCAGAAGAACAUCGCCAAUAGUCACAGCCUGGGGAAUAUCUCGAAUAUUGGCGGUGGAUUAAAGGCAGCUCAACCAGCUGAAGAGUUUAUGCUUAAGAAUAAAUCUCGGUCUCGUGAAGGCAUCAACCUGGGACAACAACCUGUACCUGAACUUCGGAAGUCCGAUUCAAACACGUGCGACAGCGAGAAAGCUGAAGUGAUAUUCACCACAGCACGACCGGCGACAGUAAUUUCUCAGAACCCGGGCACCACGAUCCCGCCAGCCGGUGCGGAAAAUCAAAAAUCAUUAGAUGAGAAUAUAUUGUAUAUAAGCGAGGGAGGCGCCUCCAUCCCAGUAAAUCAAAGACGCAAUUCCGGUGCCAGCCAUCGAAAAAAAUAUGAACACGCCUCUUCGCAACCACUGCCACUUGUGCUCGACGCUCACGAAAUGGAUUGGUCGAGCCUCGUAGACACAGCAACGCGUGCUAUGAUGAUGCAAUUCCACGAGGAGCAACGGAAACUUGCCAUGGAAAACGGUCAACAGGCGGCCGGAGACGAUGCGAGCACAUCUGGAGCCAGCAUAAGUCAAAUUUUAGGAUCUCAAGCAAUGUUCCCUUCAAGUGGACCCCCCUCAAGUUCUGCCUCGUCACAGAAUUCGGUUGAACUGAUGGCGUCAAUGCCUGAAUUUCAAACGCAACUAACACAAUUGGAGGAUCGCAUGCAUCGCGAAACGCGACGCCGGAAAUCGUUAGAACACGCUGUUCGUCGCCUAACCGAGGAGAACCGGCGCUUGCAGGAUGAAAGCCAGGCCGCUGUUCAGCAACUCCGACGCUUCACUGAAUGGUUUUUUCAAACCAUCGAUAGGCAAUCAUGAUUUGGGGUUGCAGAAAUGAAAAGCAAAACGUUUGUUAUAUUACAAAGUUUUUAACGAAAGUAUGGCGUAAUGUUUGUUGGAACUAUUUAAACUGUUUAAAACUAAAAAUUUGAAGAUUUUUAUUGUAUUUUUCGCGCGUUUUUUACAUACGAUUAUUUUAAGAGAUUUCACUAUCGGUUUAGAGAACUUGAAUUCAUAUAAGUGCACUUUAGAAAAAUGGAGCAGUUUCUAGUGGGAACGCCUCUAUUAUAAACUGAAUCAAAGGAAAUAUAUCACUGAAUUUGGAAAUAUCAUUUUGUUUUCUCAGCAGUUGCAAUCUCUGACCUGGAAUUCGAAGUUUAGUAAUGGGGUUCGAUACAAACUUUGAAACAAUAUUUCUAAAUUUCAACUAAAAGCGGAGAAGUUUCUAUGAAAAUUGAGUUCAAUAUUCUAUUCCUGGGUAGAAUGCUGUACAGGCUCAUCUUUUUGCUGGUGCAAAACCCUAUAAGGCAGAGUUUAUUCAUUACGGUAUUUAUCUUGUUUCUAACUAUUUAUGGUACUCACAGUGAAAUUGAUUCGACUUCGCGUUACAUAGCACUGACGAAUUGAAGAGAAAUGCACUUUUCGCGUAACGCUAUGCGACCCAUUUCUUUUUUAGUGCUACACAUCCCAAAUAUAUCUUCCUGGAACGUCCUUUCCACAUUUCUAUUUCUCUAAACAACAGAUUAUACCAAAAAUCACCGCGAUAAGAUUAAAUUUUAGAUCCUUAAUAAAUUAAAAACAUGGACAACCUUAUUUAAGUAUUUAAUUACGGCAUCAUAAAUAAAAAUUACAAAAAAAAACACUAGAAACGAAUUACAUAAUUAGGAGAAAAUCAUAACACCAAGAAAUUUAGUGUGUAGUUGACAUACAAUCAAUGAUAAGCAAUAAUUAUUGGAGAACAUAAUCAAAUUGAAGGAAUCGCAUUCACAACGAAAAAGGCUCUUAACAAUGUUUAUAGAGGGUAUCUCCCGAGUUUCCCAUUAAAAUAAAAUUAGAAUAAGCAAUAAACGACGAAUCAGUUCUAGUAAUUUGUUGAUUGGCCGCAAAAUUACAAUGCCUUUUUGUGCUUUGGCAAAAAUCAUAAGGGAGACUAUCUUGUUAUUCAAAAUAAAUUCUACCGAAUCAAAAAUCGAAUUUUCACCGUUCAAACUGUAUACUGACACAUCCUGCAUGGGAAAAGUUGAGGUCCUUCGCAACAUAAGUAAAUGAAUGGUUUCCUAUAAAAAGGAUACCAAAAGAAUAAUCUAACACUUGAAGCCUUGCAUCAAUUUUUCUUAUCUUGCAGAAGAACGAAGUAAAAAUAUUCAUUGCGAGCAACAAAGAUUUUUCGACUAAGCGGAAUAGCCGUUUGUGAGUUUCUUUUAAGUAUUAUUUUAGUAUUUGUCUAUUUAAGAAGGAAUAUUACAAAGAUAUCUACAGUUUCAGAGCAAAUGCAUUAUAAUUUUGAUUUGUUGUAAAUUAUAUAUGAGUAUUUGGUUAAUUUUUAGGAUAUUCAGUUGGAUUAAAUAGUUGAAAAUGCAAGGAUAGUUGUUAAGAAAGUUAUUUGAAUUUCUAAGAGUUUUAUUUUUCUGUAAAAAAUAUAAUUAAUAAUAAAUUCUAUAUAACUUGGAA
Hermetia illucens (black soldier fly) is the source of this 7872-nucleotide messenger RNA. RefSeq names its product signal-induced proliferation-associated 1-like protein 1. Gene Ontology annotation, biological process: activation of GTPase activity; regulation of small GTPase mediated signal transduction. The coding region runs from base 1216 to 6240 and encodes 1674 amino acids. Gene Ontology annotation, molecular function: protein binding; GTPase activator activity. The transcript is spliced from 4 exons. Lineage: Eukaryota; Metazoa; Arthropoda; Insecta; Diptera; Stratiomyidae. The record is from RefSeq and is a predicted model, not a curated record. Gene Ontology annotation, cellular component: cytoplasm.